AUGCCAAAAUCCAAAAGAGGUCGAAGACCAGUCAAAAGAUGUUCCAGUUGCAAACGGCUAAAAAUUAAAGUAUGUUAUUUCCCCAGGCUGAUAACUCAAUUUUUUAUUUUUCUUGUCCAGCCGAAAUUACUAACCUGUACACCACAGUGUGAUCAACGACAACCAUGUGAAUAUUGCAAAGACCGGAGAAAAGAAUGUGUAUAUGAGCCAGAAGUUCCAACAAGUGCUCUGUCCAGUGAGUCACCAGAGUCACAGGAAACUGCAUUAUCGGGGUAUCAUCCAACCACGGACCUUGUAUUGACACAAACCAGUUCACAAUUGUCAAUGAGCCAGCAGGACGUCGAGCUCUUGAACUUCUUUGAACAGAAGGCUAAAUCCACGGUGUUCUACAACAACCAUGUCUUUGAUGACGCCUUCAAAACUGAAGUCAAUCCCUUAUUCCGACACAACUCAGCCGUGCGGUAUACGUUGUUAGCUGUGUCGGCAAUCAUUCAACUGAAUGUUCUCCUGGUGGGGAGCAACGAUGGUGCAAUAGUGAAAAGUAAUCAGCUACUACAAACUGGAAUGGAUUACUUCCAGAAAGCAUUGACAUUCCAACAAAACCUUGUUUCGCUGGUCGAAAACCCGAACAAUGUUCAGGAUGGUGCCAUUAAAGAAUUGCUAUCCUCAUGCUUGCUUCAGAUGGGAUACUUUGUGGUCAAUGUCGGCAGAGUGAUGCCACUCCUAUCACUAGACCGUAGCCAAAUUGAUCUCAUAACUCUCCUGGGUGCUCAUAGAUUCAUAAUAGAGAAAUACUUGCCAAAAGUGGCCAAUUCCAAAAUUCCGUUACUAUUUCCUUCUGAUUCAGUCUUGCCUAGUGAUUUUGACGAGAGAUAUUAUCUCUCUGAUUCAUUGCGCAGAGAUCUAAAUGAUGUUUACGGCGAAUCCAAUCCCGAAGUUAAAGCAGUUCUAGAAGGAGCCAUCGUUGUUAUUGAAAGAGCGAUAUAUCGAACGAUGCAACAUGGAUUACCGUACCCACUUAUUGCCAUGAUCGUUCAACUCAGCAACAACGAGUUUAGAUCCUACUUGUAUCAAGCUAACGAGUUUGCAUUAAGAAUACUAUUCGUUUGUGCGGUUUUGUGUGCCAUGUCUAAAUUCUGUACACGAAGGUUCGAUAAUAUUUACUAUGACUACGUGGCAUGGUACAAAGAACGGCAGUUCACUAACAGAAACCAAUUUGAAUACCUACUAGAUGAUAAAUUGUACUUUUUAGCCCUGCAGACUGACUUUGAACCUGAGUUCAGCAGUAUUGGAGAGUUCAAUCCAAUCGAGAUUGCAAAAGGUUAUGAGUCGUCUGAAUAG
Messenger RNA from Candida tropicalis MYA-3404, 1341 nucleotides. RefSeq lists its product as uncharacterized. The transcript has a single exon. The record is from RefSeq and is a predicted model, not a curated record. Bases 1 to 1341 code for a protein of 446 amino acids. Gene Ontology annotation, biological process: regulation of transcription by RNA polymerase II. Gene Ontology annotation, molecular function: DNA-binding transcription activator activity, RNA polymerase II-specific; zinc ion binding. Lineage: Eukaryota; Fungi; Ascomycota; Pichiomycetes; Serinales; Debaryomycetaceae.